This is a messenger RNA of Maylandia zebra (zebra mbuna), 2439 nucleotides long. RefSeq names its product solute carrier family 13 member 1. Gene Ontology annotation, molecular function: sodium:sulfate symporter activity. Gene Ontology annotation, cellular component: plasma membrane. Lineage: Eukaryota; Metazoa; Chordata; Actinopteri; Cichliformes; Cichlidae. The record is from RefSeq and is a predicted model, not a curated record. Gene Ontology annotation, biological process: sulfate transmembrane transport; sodium ion transport.
UCACAGUAGGAACCAGCAGGAGAGAAGAAAACAAUGUACGACCGAAGGAUGCUGACGAAGCUGAGCGAAGCACUGUGGAACUAUCACAGCCUUCUCCUGAUCAUCCUCACGCCGCUGCUGCUGCUCCCUCUUCCUCUGGUCAUCGGAACAAAGGAGGCAGAAUGUGGCUUUGUGUUGCUGCUGAUGGCAAUAUACUGGAUAACAGAGGUCAUUCCACUGUCCAUGACCGCCAUGCUCCCCGCCAUCCUCUUCCCCCUGUGUGGUAUCAUGUCGUCCUCCAAUGUGGCAAAGGAGUAUUUUAAUAACUUCCACUUCCUGCUUGUGGGUGUUAUCUGCCUCGCCACGUCCAUCGAGAAGUGGGGCCUCCACCGCAGAGUCGCCCUGAGGCUCGUCACCUUGGUGGGGGUCAACCCUGCUUGGUUGUUGCUUGGCUUCAUGUCCGGCUGUGCCUUCCUCUCAAUGUGGGUCCAAAACACAUCAGCUGUUACCAUGGUGAUGCCCAUCGUAGAUGCUGUUCUCAAACAGAUUCUAAAGGCGAAUGAAGAGGGAUACUCUGGUGAAGACAACCCUACCCUGGAGCUGGACGAAAUCAACAACUGUACUGCAAAAAAUAAAGAAGCUCUGAGUGACAGCACAGAGCCAGAUGUCCCCACAGAAACCUUCACUUCUGUUCAAAUACCAGCAGAGUCGCAGCCUGCAGCAGACGAGGCUGCAGAAAACGUACCCACGGCCUCCCACAGGGACACAGGAUGUCAACAGGGUCGGAUGCUAUGCAAAGCCAUGUGCAUCGGCAUUGCCUACUCCUCCAACAUCGGCGGCAUCACCACGCUGCCCGGAACCUCUCCUAACCUCAUAUUCGCUGAGCACCUCAACCGCGUUUACCCAGACUGCAACAGCAUCAACUUUGCCAACUGGCUCCUGUUGUGCCUGCCCAUCAGUGUUAUCAUGCUGCUGAUGACAUGGUUGUGGCUGUAUUGGAUCUUCAUUGGCUCAGACUUCAAGUUCCUGUGGCAGUGUCGGGGAGAGCAGUCUGAGAGAGAGAGGGCGGUGAAAAAGGUGCUGGAAGACGAGUACAAGAAGCUGGGAGCCAUUCGUUCUCAGGAGAUCUUCACCGGGGUGGUUUUUGUGGUCAUGGUUUUGUUGUGGUUGACCAGAUCUCCAGGUUUUAUACCCGGCUGGGCUUCCCUCUUCCCUCAUAAAUCCAACUACAUCACAGAUGCCACUGUGGCUCUGGUGCUGGGCGUCCUCCUCUUCAUCGUACCUGCUCACGGACCCUCCAGAAAAUAUGAGUCAAUGAUUUCCUGGAAAGAGUUUCAGGCCUCCAUGCCGUGGCAAGUUGCCCUGAUGGUCAGUGGAGGCUUUGCCCUCGCUAAAGGUGCAGAGGAGUCAGGUCUGUCUUUAUGGCUGGCCAGGCUGAUGACACCUCUGGGCGACCUCCCGGUCUUAGCCACAGUCACAGUGGCCUGCCUCCUUACCACCACACUGACAGAGGUGGCCAGCAACGCUGCCACCAUCACCAUCUUCCUCCCCAUUCUCUCUCCUCUGGCCGAGGCCAUACACGUCAACCCUUUGUACAUCCUGAUCCCCGCCACCCUGUGCACAUCCUUCUCCUUCCUCCUGCCAGUGUCCAACCCACCAGGUGCUGUGGUGUAUGGCUAUGGACACUUUACCACCCUAGAUAUGGUUAAGGCGGGACUUGGCGUCAACACGAUUGGAGUCCUCGCCGUCCUGCUGGCCAUGGCAACUUGGGGAAUUCCUUUGUUCUCGCUGGAUACGUACCCCGACUGGGCACCGACCUUCAACUCCACGACGCCUUGAUGAGCGGACUCCGGGCGUAGUUUUCAGUGGUCAGACUCUGAAAGAGUCCUGAAAGAGACUCAAAAAAGGCUCCCGAGUUCGACGCUUAAGAAAUAGAUUAAUGUGCUUUAACUAACCCAAAGCUGAAUGGGUGUAUUCAUGUUUCUGUAGUGGUGUUACUGCUUCCUCUCCACCAACAGGUAAACAUUUAGAAGCCCCUGUUUCGGUGCUGCAGUCGCGGUAAACCUGGUUGCCAACAAAAAACAUUUAAAGAAGUCAUGUUGUCAGCAAAUCUAAUGUGCAGACCCAGGCUAAUAAUCAGUUUAUCUUACUACAUCUUCUUUUUCUCUAUCAUAACACUCCACUGUUUUUCAAAAGUCAGGAUGAGAUAUCCUCCUAAAAAUCCCCCCAAAUACUCCCAAACUGCAGCUUAGCAGAGAAGAGAAUGACGUCUUUGCUGCCGUCCUGAGUCAUUUUGCAUUCAACAAUAGACGCCCAGCCCUGAAAACCUUUGGAUUUGCACUUCUUCAUUGCACCUUUUGAAAGUUAUUUACUAUACUUUAUAGGUAAAUUAAUAUAAAAAAAAUUUGCCAACUGAAGUUUGAUGUCACGGAAUGUUACUGGAAUAAACAAUCAGAGCAA